AUGAUAGAUGAGCACCCACGGCGACCGGAUCAGGCCCGCCAGCAUCUCUCACGGUUCUUGUACCUCCCGCCGCGUUGCAAGUAUCGAAAACAGCCAUUCUUAAGCGCGACAAGCGCGGCAUCAUUGGCCGCGAAAACGGUAUACAGCGCUAUUUCAAGAAUGUUAACAAGGGAAGAACCUUAUUUCCGUUCCCAAUGGAAGCGCGCUAUCUGCCUUAGCACUGCAUCUGACGCGUCAAGCGAUGAGACUUUCUCAGGGGUUAAUAGCUUCGAAAUCAGCAGGAUAUCAUUAAAUGCAACCGUCAUGCCGCCCCCCAGUAAGCGGAUAUCGCAUGUUCAGGGCAUCGCCGAUAAGCAGGAGCCCCGGCACUUUCUGAACCGAUGGAGGAAGGAGUUCGGCAUGCUCCGAAACCUGCCCCGGGACACGGCCUCGCGGAAACUCUGCUGGCAGCCAGGUGGUAGUUCAGGGAGCACGACGUUCAGCAUAUGGCCCUUUAUGCCACAGGUGGCAGGGCUGGCGCUCGGUAGCGCGGUAGGUUCGUCCCCAAGCACGUCAAUGACUCUCGCCUCCACCACCGUCACGUUCGGCGUAUCUGCCGCCGCUCUGCGCAGAUUCCGAACAAAGCGGCCAUUAUGGAAAGAGCGAUCCUCGGGACGCACGCCAGGCGUACCGGGGCUUUCAGGGUAG
Messenger RNA from Aspergillus glaucus CBS 516.65, 687 nucleotides. RefSeq lists its product as uncharacterized. Bases 1 to 687 code for a protein of 228 amino acids. NCBI's taxonomy places the organism in Eukaryota, Fungi, Ascomycota, Eurotiomycetes, Eurotiales, Aspergillaceae. The record is from RefSeq and is a predicted model, not a curated record. The transcript is spliced from 2 exons.